Lingula anatina is the source of this 1047-nucleotide messenger RNA. RefSeq names its product putative nuclease HARBI1. The record is from RefSeq and is a predicted model, not a curated record. NCBI's taxonomy places the organism in Eukaryota, Metazoa, Brachiopoda, Lingulata, Lingulida, Lingulidae.
AUGGCAGCUUAUCUUUUUUUCGAUGUUGAAAAAGUCCAGGCACCCCGCGUGUACAGGAAGAGGAUUGACCAGCUUGGCCGAUUCACGGAUGCUGAAACGGUAUCCAGGUAUCGGCUAAGCAAGGAAGAGAUCCGGAGGCUGGUGAGGGUGUUAGAGCCGGCGCUUGUUAGAUCCACCAACAGGUCGCACGCUCUGACCCCAACCCAGCAGGUACUGGUGGCUCUGAGGUUCCUCGCGACUGGGAGUUUUCAGUCAGUCGUAGGGGACAUUCAUGGUGUCAGCCAACCCUCAGCCUCAAGGGCAAUCCGUGCGGUGGUGGAAGCCAUUUGUGCUUCUGACGACCACUCUCUGUCUGUUCACUUUCCAAGUGAACAGGCCGAGGUGCGCAGAACACAAAAUGAAUUCCAUUCCAUCGCCGGAUUCCCGCGAGUGCUGGGGUGUGUGGAUGGCACCAUGAUUGCCAUUAAAUCCCCUACGGCUGACGUUGAAAACGCCUACGUCUGCCGCAAAGGCUUCCAUGCCAUAAAUGUCCAGGCUAUCUGUAAUGCUCAACUUAUAUUUACUGAUGUAGUGUGCAGAUGGCCGGGGAGCACCCACGACAGCUUCAUCUUUACCAACAGUGGGAUUGGCCAGCAUUUUGAAGGUAUGGACGCAGAGGAUAUUCCAGGAUUCCUCCUGGGGGAUUCUGGUUAUCCUCUGCGCCCAUAUCUCAUGACUCCCAAAGCCAACCCUCUAACAGGCCCUGAAACUAGAUACAACAGGGCACAUAUUUCAACAAGAAACAGCAUCGAGAGGGCCCUUGGUGUUUUAAAGAGCAGGUGGAGGUGUCUGGACAGAUCAGGGGGCAGCCUACAGUACUCCCCAGAUGUGGCCAGUAACAUCAUCAUGGCCUGUUUCAGGUUGCAUAACCUGUGCAUUCGUGCUGGACUCCCAUUACCAGGGGAUGUCCAGCAGUUGGAGCCUGAUGAGCUGCUCCCCCUCCUUGGCAAUGACCGUCCAGAUGGGUUCAGAGCCAGGGAGCAACUCAUCAUGCACAAGUUUUCAUAA